Chanos chanos (milkfish) is the source of this 2808-nucleotide messenger RNA. RefSeq names its product tumor protein p63 regulated 1-like (gene tprg1l). Lineage: Eukaryota; Metazoa; Chordata; Actinopteri; Gonorynchiformes; Chanidae. The record is from RefSeq and is a predicted model, not a curated record. The transcript has 6 exons. Bases 148 to 993 code for a protein of 281 amino acids. Gene Ontology annotation, cellular component: cytoplasm.
ACAAAUAACGACAUUGCGGGGAUAGUUCGUGCUAGGUCACAGCCAAUCCAACCAGGAGUCCAUAAUCUUUAAUGUAUCGCUAUUGUCUUUUAUCGACAUUAAGCAAUAAUUAUCUAUACUAAGACAGAGGUCUAAGGGUUACAUACGAUGCUUCAGCUGAAUGACGCCGUGGAGCCAGAGAGCCCGGGAGCUGCAGUUCUGCAGACCGCGGAGACAGAGGAUGGAGUCGAGGUUGCCUUCACACCGCCAGGGGCCCGAGCAAGCCACGGAUUCAGUGCCUCUGUAGCCUGCUGCUCUCCGUUACAAAGACUCACACCUUUUCAUGUACACAACCCUACACUGCAAGCGAAAGUCAAGGAUUAUUUCGUUUUUAGACCGGGAACGAUAGAGCAGGCCGUGAAUGAUAUCCGCACUGUGGCCUUGCCCUCAGAGGAUGGAGAAGUCCUCAGUGUUUGGCUCUUAGCUGAAAUCGACCACUGGAACAAUGAGAAGGAGAGGCUGGUGCUGAUCACUGAGAGGUCUUUGCUGGUUUGCAAAUAUGACUUCAUCAACCUGCUCUGUCAGCAGGUUAUCAGGAUCUCCCUAAACGCAGUGGAUACCAUCUCGGUGGGAGAGUUCGAGUUUCCACCCAAAUCACUGAACAAGAGAGAGGGAACUGGCAUUCGUGUGCAGUGGGAUAAACGUCCCAGGCCCUCGUUCAUAAACCGUUGGAACCCGUGGUCCACAGACAUGCCCUACGCCACCUUCACAGAGCACCCCAUGGCUCACGCCGAUGAGAAGGUUGCGUCCCUCUGCCAGCUUGACAAUUUUAAAACCCAGUUGGUCCAGGCAGUGAAGAAAGCCCAUAAGGAAUUCCCCAUCCCUGGACGCGCCAACGGUGUGCUGAUCCUGGAGCGCCCACUCCUCAUCGAGACCUACCUGGGCCUCAUGUCCUUCAUAAACAACGAGGCCAAGCUGGGCUACUCCAUGACCAGAGGCAAAAUUGGCUUCUAAACCCCCUGGCCCCCCCACUCCCCAAAAAAACAUCAUCUCUGUGCAUUAUUCCAAUGUUUUCUCUGACAUUGCUGCUUCACACAUUCAGUAUGCGAACUCAGUGAAAACCCUUGGCGUGUUGCUUGUGGGUUUCUUGUUUUUUAUUUUGUUUUUCUCAGUGUUCAGAGUGUGCCCUCUGUAACCCACACAGUGUAACUUAGUGACACCAGAGCAUGUGUCUGGGUGUGCCAGUCUGAUGCUAAUCUACAUGCCCCUUUUUUUAAACGAUGCCAUCCUGCUUUCCCGGUCUCCCUCUAUAAAAAAUACAAACAAAAAAAACAGCCUUUUCACAGCCUCUUGGGUGUUUUUCAGGGUUUGAUGCUGUUGCAGUGUACACGUGCACACUGCUGAGUUUGAUACUGUAAUCCUGAUGCUGCUUGGGAACACAGAUUGACUUACCCUAACAUGAGCAUGUUUGGUCGACCAGGCCACACAGUCACAGCGUGACCGAUGUUGAGUGUGUUGUAGUGAUGUGAAACUCUGGCAGCUCCCAAGUAGUGGUAGAAAAUAUCCGAGUACAAAUGUCUGAACUGAAAAGAGCCAACCAAACAUUUUUGAUAAUGAAAUAGUUUAGUGAUGUUUAAAUGUAAUUGUCAAGGUUCAGAUUGUUAAAUUACAUUUCUCAGAUGUGGACAUUCUUACAGAAGCACCGGACAUGUGCCUAGGCCGAAAUCUGCAGCUGCCUCCAUUAAAGCACGACUAAGUAUCCCUGUCACCAGAGACAGAUUAAACACACAGGCGUCUGCAGGCAGAUCUGCAUGGACAAAUGAGUCAGGUUUUUCAGUCCCAUUGUUGGACUGAAACAUUAUAGACAUUAAACACUGAAGGGAUGAGUCAGGAGAUGCGAGUAUGUGUGGAACUGGCCCUGGAACUGUUAUUUUAUCAGCUGCUAAAUCUUGCUUCGUAUUAACCCUCUGAAGUGUUUUAGCAGAGAGAUGUCUAUGGCCUUGUCUCUUCAGAGGGUUUGGUCAGCAUUUGUAGGGACACUUGGUUCUGUAAAAACAUCUUUCUUUGACAUGCCUGGAUUUUCUGGUUUGGCCAAUCGGGCCAGGACUUUGGUAGCUUGGUAAGGACUUAUUACAGUCUACAGGACAAGUAUUUUGCCAAAUGUCUGGCAUUCAUGAAGUUUGAGUGUUUUGAGGUAGUUUCUUAAAAAGGCUACAUUAUUGAUAAUACUAUGUAUCUCUGCUAGAGUUUAUUUUGUUUGCCCAUCUCCCCAUGAGUUUUUCUCAGAUACAGUAAGCUUGUAAAGAUCCUGCUAAAAAAAAUAAUGCUCUGAUGCUCUGACCAGAAUUGUUUUUCUGAUUCAUGAAUACGGGUCCCAGGAUUGUUCUGUGUAUUUCCUAAUAUUUGUUUAUUUAUGUUUUUUUGGUAAUGUGUGUAUUAUUAUAUAUUUGCCCUCAUUUUUGUGCUAUUUGUGCUUUCACUACUAUGCAUUAUGUUGAGGUGGAACCAAAGUCCAAAUGAUGUCACGGUUGGAAAGUUGUGAGAUAUUCAGGCAUCUAAGACUGUAAUGCGUUUUUUGACCUUUUGUUUAAACUGCCAUGUAAAAUUUUGCAUGUGUGGUCUGCAUGCAAUCCCUCUGGUGUGAAAUGUCCUGUCCCAUAGCAAUGCAGAUGAAAUUUGUAGCCUCCAGUUGAUCAAGCACCUUUCUGUUAAAUUAUUUACAAAGUGUAAUUACUGUUACUGCACUGAAAUGAAAAUUUCCUUAGAGACAUUUUCUUAACUGCAUCUAAAUGUGUGUGGUCUUAUGUUGCCAAUGUCAAGCAAAGAUUC